Bacidia gigantensis is the source of this 834-nucleotide messenger RNA. RefSeq lists its product as uncharacterized. NCBI's taxonomy places the organism in Eukaryota, Fungi, Ascomycota, Lecanoromycetes, Lecanorales, Ramalinaceae. The record is from RefSeq and is a predicted model, not a curated record. The coding region runs from base 1 to 834 and encodes 277 amino acids. Gene Ontology annotation, biological process: fatty acid beta-oxidation. Gene Ontology annotation, cellular component: mitochondrion. The transcript has 4 exons. Gene Ontology annotation, molecular function: enoyl-CoA hydratase activity.
AUGGCGGCGCGGUGCAUGUUGAGGCCAUCGACAUCAGGAUACGUGUCGUUAUCUCUUUCGUUUAGACGUCAUCCGUUGUCAACAGCAGCGUCCACACAAUAUGAGAAUAUCCUCCUGGGAACCCCGAAGCCUGGCGUUGCACUGACCCUGUUCAAAGAAUUGAACAACGCGCUCAAACAUCUCGACGAUGAUAAUACGGUCGGCGCAAUUGUGCUUACAGGUAGCGAAAAGGCGUUCGCUGCUGGCGCAGACAUCAAGGAAAUGAAAAAUCAAACAUUUUCCGACGUCUCCAACUCAAAUUUCAUCGCUUCCUGGUCAUCCACGAUUCCAUGCAUCCGAAAGCCUAUACUUUCGGCCGUAAAUGGACACGCCCUUGGUGGCGGAUGCGAAUUGGCUCUCAUGACAGACAUCAUCUACUGCUCAUCCACAGCGACCUUCGGACAGCCGGAGAUCAAGCUUGGGGUCAUCCCUGGAGCAGGAGGGAGCCAGCGCUUGACGAGAAUCAUUGGGAAGAGCAAGGCUAUGGACCUCAUUCUUACUGGAAGAAAUUUCAGCGGAAUUGAGGCAGAGAAGUGGGGUAUUGCAGCUAAAUGCUUCGAUAGUGCGCAGGCUUGUGUAGACGGUGCUCUGGACACAGCAGGCAGGAUUGCAGGGCUAUCCAGAGUAGCUGUCAGAGCGGCGAAAGAGAUUGUGAACAAAAGUCAAGAUCUAGGCAUCCGGGAAGGUGUUGAAUACGAAAGGAAGGUCUUCCAUGGACUUUUUGGGAGUAGAGACCAGAAGAUUGGCAUGGAAGCAUUUGUGAAGAAGGAGAAACCACAAUGGGCUCACGAGUGA